AUGGCGACUAGCUUACCAGAAUUUGCUUCUUUUGACGCCGAGAAUCGGGAAAAUAUCGAAAUUCGAUGGCAACGAUGGUUCAUGCGAUUCGAAAAUCUACUGAUUGCACUCGAUAUAAAAGACAAGAAAAGAAAACGAGCGUUAUUAUUAUACUAUAUCGGUGAAAGUACUCUAAAUAUCUUUGAAACACUGCCCGAGACAGGCACAGAAGACGACUAUGACGAAGCGUGUCAAGCUUUAAAUGAACACUUUAAACCUCGCAAGAAUACAUCGUUUGAAAUAUUCAAGUUCAGGAAAACAAACCAACUUGUUGACGAAACUCUCGAUCAAUACCAUGUACGACUCGCCCAGAAAGCUAAGUACUGUGAAUUCUCAAACUUAGAUACCGAGAUAAAAGCUCAAAUUGAGCUAGGGACCAAUUCCAAUGGCGAUAUAGAUGCAACUGUAAGAUUAUGUUCUGUUGGAGAUUAUUAA
This is a messenger RNA of Paramuricea clavata, 474 nucleotides long. NCBI's taxonomy places the organism in Eukaryota, Metazoa, Cnidaria, Anthozoa, Malacalcyonacea, Plexauridae. The record is from the annotation of a GenBank genome assembly.